This is a messenger RNA of Photinus pyralis (common eastern firefly), 3273 nucleotides long. Its product is annotated as transducin beta-like protein 3. Lineage: Eukaryota; Metazoa; Arthropoda; Insecta; Coleoptera; Lampyridae. The coding region runs from base 856 to 3255 and encodes 799 amino acids. The record is from RefSeq and is a predicted model, not a curated record. Gene Ontology annotation, molecular function: protein binding; U3 snoRNA binding. Gene Ontology annotation, cellular component: small-subunit processome; 90S preribosome; nucleolus. The transcript is spliced from 2 exons. Gene Ontology annotation, biological process: endonucleolytic cleavage to generate mature 5'-end of SSU-rRNA from (SSU-rRNA, 5.8S rRNA, LSU-rRNA); endonucleolytic cleavage in 5'-ETS of tricistronic rRNA transcript (SSU-rRNA, 5.8S rRNA, LSU-rRNA).
ACACUAAUUGAGUAAUUGCGAUGGCACUUCUAUAAUUCAAGUAUGAAGCGUAUGUCAUUUUCAAACUCGGCGGUAAUUCUUAUGACGUCAUUGGGAUAAAAACGUCAUCUGCGUUUAGUUAUAGGCAUACCUUGUCUUAUUGUACCAUGUCUAAAACGGUGCUGACAACAUGGGGGAGGGGAAACUCUGAAUCGCAGAUUGACCACAUAAUAAGGACGAAAUCAAAAGAAAUAGGCAUCAUGAACACAGUAGGCAUAUGGGCAAAAACAGUAGGAUUGGACCACAAAAUAGUAAGGGGAAAAGUAAAAAAGGAGGGGAGGAAGAGAGGAGGAAGAAAAAGACAAGGAGCAAACCGGGAGAACCGAAUGGUGGGAAGUGAAACUCCUGUCAAGGGAGGAAUACCGAAAGGAGCAGGACGAGAUCAGAAGCAAAAAGGGGGAAGGAAGACCAUCUUGGAACAGGAUCGCCGAAACGCUCAAAGAAGCAGCAGGGAAAACCGAGGGGAAAACAUUCGGGAAACAGAAACCGCCCAUGUCACCGAACAGGAUACGAGCCAUGGAUAAUGACAGAAGAGCAAACAAGAGGUUUGGGCAAAACCCACACAAACCUGAAACAAAGAAAGAGCUAAGGGAAGCUAAGAAGGAGAAAAACAGAGCCUUUGAGCAACACGAAAUCAAAGAAUUCGUGGAGAACAUCGCCAAGCUCAGACCAAUGGAGAGGAAUGAGCACAUAAAAAAAACAAAAGGAGGAAAUGGAAGCUGGGCCAACCCUGUUUCACAUGGAACACCACCAUAGACCAAACGGGCACGGCCUCGGGGAUUCCCAUGGGAAGAGUGGAGCAGAGACAAGCAUCAAAUGAAGAAUGAAAGCAGAAGAAUACUAGAGGUGGAGGAAAAAUCAGCAGGGUUGCCAAACAAAAACCCAACAAAAACCGGGUUCGAUGUCGAAUCCAAACAUGGCGCAUUUUACACGGGCGGAAACUUGGAAUGGCACCACAACCUCCUCUUCUGCCAAAAUAAAUCGUCCGUCUCACUUCUCGACAUCGACAAGGGUGUAGUUGUACUCGAGGUAGGAGAGAAGUAUUCUGAAGCCUCGGAUCUCGUGCAAACGUUCACGGCCGAUAGGGAUCAGGUCGUGACUUCUCACAAGAGCGGAUCUAUAAAACUUUGGAAACACGACGGUGCACUUGUGAAAACCUGGAAGAGUAUUCAUAAGGGGCCGAUCGUUCGACUGGUAUUAAACGGAAGUCUGUUGGCUAGCGGAGGGUCGGAUGGAAAUGUGAGAAUUUGGAACAUGGAAAAUCAAAUGUGCGUUCUCGGUUUGAAGGGAUUAUUUGGAAUUGUCAAUGUUGUAGAAUUUCAUUCGGGUCGAGAAUUGGUGUUUGCUUCCGGUGACGAUGGCAAAAUCGCAACAUGGUGUUUAAAGACGGGGACAUCGAUGGUAACGUACAACGGCCACUUUAGUAAAGUGACUGCAAUUACGUUUCACGAGGAUACCCAGCAUUUUGUCAGUUGCGGGCGAGAUAGAGUGAUAAUGUUAUGGACUGUUGGAGUGGCGACUGCGGUACGCGUUGUACCGACAUACGAGACAUUGGAAGAUAUAGUUUUCUUACCAAACGUAUUGAGAAUAACGGCGAAAGGGGGCGUUGACAGUGAGGGGAUGCAUGUUGCCACAGUUGGCAGUAAUGGACUGGUACGAAUUUGGGACAUGGGUAAAUCCGCGGAAAUUUUUGUACAAACAAAUUCGUUGGUGUCGAAAGCGAAAGAGGACGGUCGCUUGGCUAUUCAAAAAUUAUUGUUUGACAAAGAGAGAGAUAUGUUCGCCGUAGUGGCGGCAGAUCAAACCAUAGUUUUGCACGAAUUAACCACUUUCAACGUCGUUAAACAGUUUGUGGGCUUUUCCGAUGAAAUCUUAGAUGUGGUUUUUGUGGGCAAAAAUGAUUCUCACAUUGCCGUAGCUACGAACUCUGAAGACAUUAAGCUAUACGAAAGUGCAACAAUGAACUGCAAUCUUUUGAAGGGCCAUACUGACCUGGUACUAGCACUAAGUGCAUCUAAAGUAAAUUGCAACUUGCUACUCUCGUCUGCGAAGGACAACACGAUCCGACUGUGGCGCUUGUUUGAAAAAGGAAUCUGCGAAUGUGUCGGAAUUGGCAUGGCACACACCGGGUCUGUCGAUUCAAUAGCAUUCUCGAAUUUAACCGCUACUUUUGCAAUAUCCGCUAGUCAAGACACCUGCUUAAAAGUCUGGGAGCUGCCUUCAAAGUUUGAAAAAAAUUCGAACUUGCUAUGCAAGUGUACAGAGGUUGCUCAUCAAAAAGGGAUUAACUCGGUGGAAGUGUCUCCAAACGACAAGAUAAUUGCCACCGGUUCUCAGGAUAAAACCGCAAAGCUGUGGACAGACUCCCUGGAGUUGAUAGGCGUGUUACAUGGACACAAACGUGGAAUUUGGUGCGUGCGAUUCUCACCAGUCGAUCAAAUAGUACUAACAUCGUCUACAGAUGGCGCGAUUAAGUUAUGGUCUAUUACAACAUUGAACUGUUUAAAAACAUUUGAAGGUCACGAUGCGAGUGUCCACAGGGCAGAAUUUAUAUCAAAUGGAAUGCAAAUUUUAAGCGGAGGGGCAGAUGGAUUAAUUAAACUUUUUAACAUCAAAACGGCGGAGUGUGUAAAUACCUUUGAUCAACAUGAAGCGCGUGUGUGGACUUUAGCAAUAAAUCAGAAUGAGACCGGUUUUAUAACGGGAGGAGCAGACUCUUUCCUCAUCAAGUGGAAGGAUGUAACGGAAGAUCGCCUACGUGAAAAAGCAAACGACGCGAAUAAGCGAAUUUUACAAGAGCAACAAAUAAACAACUAUUUACAAAACGACGAAUUACUGAAGGCACUAACACUAGCGCUUAAUUUAGCCAGACCAUUUCAAACAUUAAAAAUAGUUCAACUAAUCAUAAAAAAGGGGGACUACGGUUUGACGGACACAAUACACCAGUUAAGAAACGACCAAAAGGAUGCCUUAUUGAAAUGUGUAACUGAUUGGAAUACUAAUAGCCAUAACUGCCAUUCCGCGCAGCUAGUUCUGAAUAUACUAAUGAAGGAAAUGCAAACUGGUCAUUUUUGGCCAGUUGGUUUAAAUAACGCAGUUGAAGAAAUUUUGCCCUACACAGAUAGGCACUUUAAGAGAUUAAGUAAAUUAAUGCAAGAUUUACAUUUUAUAAAUUAUACCAUUAAUUGUAUGCAACCUCAUGCUAAAAAUAAAUAAAUGUUUUUGAAAUUCUCA